GACAUGGGCACAAGCAGCGUGCGGCCGGAUCUGAUCAGCUUCAGUGCGACCAUGGCUGCAUGCCAAGCUGGCCAAGAGUGGCCCAGAACCUUAGCUCUUUUCCGUGAACUUGAGCGCUGCUCACUGCAGGCAGAUGCUGUUGCUUUCAAUGCUGUGCUGGGAGCUGCCGACGACAUGGAGGGAGAGGCUCUCUUUCAGUUGGCGCGGAGGGCUUACCCGCGGCUUUUGGCCAAGGGCCACGGAUUCCUGGACCUGCAUGACCUCUCUGCUGGUGCGGCAAAGUUUGCUGUGCGCUGGUGGUUGGACCACGUGGGAUAUUGGUCUGGCAGUCACCCACCAGGCCUGGAGAUCGUCACAGGUCGAGGUUCAACUCGAAAGGCUUGGUCAACCAGCGACCUCAAAGGUUCUGUGGAAGCACUGCUGGAUCAGUUGGGCGUCCCGUGGGCCAACUUGCCCAACCCUGGGCGGAUUAGAUUGCUCCCCCGUGCUGCUGAGAAGUUCCCGCGAGGCUCGACAUGGCAUGACCAGGAGGAAAUGACGAGGACAACAACGGCACGCGGUCGCCCGCCACCUCCGCAGCGGGCUAAAUGA
This is a messenger RNA of Symbiodinium pilosum, 591 nucleotides long. The record is from the annotation of a GenBank genome assembly. NCBI's taxonomy places the organism in Eukaryota, Dinophyceae, Suessiales, Symbiodiniaceae.